UGCAAACCUUAGUUGCAUCCAAUGGAGUAUUUAGGAUAGGCACCGCCCUCCGUGGGGAUACAGACUCGCUCAUAACGCCGUCAGUAUGUCUGCAAAAGCCCGCUUGAAAGCCGCUAAGUCGGCCAUCGACAACAAAAAAUGGGGUGAAGCGAAGGAGCAGGUAGACGCUGUGCUCGAGAAGGAUCCUCAGAACUACUUUGCAAAGCUCUUCCUCGGCCGCGCGCUCGACGGCCUGGGCAAAUUCGACGAAUCCGCCCAUGCCUACGAAGACGCAACGAAAAUCAAGCCUGACGAUGCGCAGGCAUGGCUCGGGCUACGAAGCAUAUACGAGAAACAGGCAUCCGAAAAGGUGGACGAGAACACCAAGGUUGGUCUGCGGCUGGCGGAAAUAUAUGCUCGAUCAGACGACGCCCACCGAUCCCAAUCCGCGGUGGACAAGCUCGUUGACUUUGCGCGAAAACACGGCACUAAGUUGCAAUAUUCCCAUGCCCUCAAGACUCAGCUCCCCACCAGCCCUGUCUACCCAUUUCUCGAGGGCCGCUUCCCCAGUCCCUCCGCAAUCUACAUCCGCCUCGCUGAGGUCAAUGAAGAGUACGAGGCAGAACGUAUCGCCAAGCUUAUUGGAGCGCGCAGGGCACGGCUCGGCGCUACGCUGGGCAAUGUUACAGAAGAGGUUAAGAGGGAGGUGUACGAGAAGAGCGAGCUAGAAGACAUCUAUGAAAACGUCAUCAAUUGGACAAACGACGACGAGCUGAGGAGGGAGUACGAAGAGAAGUUGCUGCAGAGAGUGUACGAUACCCUGAUGGUUAUGCCGACAGGGAAGAAGGCUGCGAAGCGGGACAAGGUCAUGAAGCUGGCACAUGACAUGGUGGUUAUUAGACAUCCGUUCCUGCUCGCGUGGGAGAUUGAGCUAGAGUGGGGACAUGCAGCCGAGUAACCUACUGGGUUAAAAAUGAUUGAUUUACUUCUCGGCGUUCACGGGGGCAUAUACAGCGCGUCUAGGCCAAAAUACGCUGACUUGGGGUAUCUCGUGGCUAUUCAUAUCAUUUCUUUCCGUCUCAACGGUAUCCCCCGGCGUCUUGGGCCGCCGCAAUUCAAUAAAGAAUCUGAUUUCCCCGCAAGUCAGGCCGCAC
Molecule: messenger RNA, 1133 nt
Organism: Lindgomyces ingoldianus
Lineage: Eukaryota; Fungi; Ascomycota; Dothideomycetes; Pleosporales; Lindgomycetaceae
Exons: 3
Coding region: 86-937 (283 amino acids)
Cellular component (GO): Ski complex
Molecular function (GO): protein binding
Source: RefSeq, a predicted model, not a curated record